AUGGCUGCUGAUUCUAUGGACAUUCGCUAUGCUUUUCCUUUAUUUCCAAUUAAUGAUAUGUGGCCAUGUCCAGCAUGUUCUUUCAAAAAUACAUUAUCUGCCUAUCCUUACUGUCAAUUGUGCAGUCAAGGAAAUUCUCAGUCUUCAGAAGACUUUUACCCUAUGGAUCAUCCAAUACCUACCUGGCAAUGUUCUCGAUGUACACUAAAUAAUAGGACUAACAAUGAACGAUGCGAAGCUUGUAGUUAUACAAAAGAAAAAUCGAAACCUGAUGAAACUGUUCUUGUUAAUACAGCACCGACUACGUCGCGAACACUUACAUCACUGGCUGUUUGUGAACGGGAACACGACGAUGAAUUAAAUGCUGAAAAUGUAUUUCAACAUAUUGUUAGUUUUUGUAAACAGGCUCAAACACAUUUUGUUGAUGAUGGAUUCGUUCCAUCGCCUGGAUCUAUUGGAGUAGGAUCAUAUGAAAGUAUUUCACAAUGGUUACGAAUAUCAGAUGUUGCUCCAUUACCUGAUGAUCCUCCUGAUCUACCAUGGACAAUAUUUUCUUCACCUCAACCAAGUGAUAUUCAACAAGGAGUUCUAGGUGAUUGUUGGUUAGUCGCUGCAUUAGCUUUAAUCUCUGAACGACCUCGUCUUCUCGAACAUAUUCUUCUUACAAAACAAGUGAACUCUCAAGGUGUCUAUCUUGUACGUAUUUGUCAUAAUGGUUUAUGGAAAACUAUUAUUGUUGAUGAUUGUUUUCCAUGUACAAAACAUAAACGUCUUGUAUUUACACAAGCUAAACGUCGUCAAUUAUUUGUUCCAUUGAUUGAAAAAGCAUGUGCAAAACUGUUUGGUUCUUAUAGUAGUUUAAAAAGUGGUAAUAUGCUGGAAGGUCUUCAACUAUUAACCGGUGCUCCAUGUGAUUAUAUUGACCUUAAACCAUCUAAAAAUCUACUUGAAAGUGAUAUUGUCUGGGCAAAACUCUUAUCUGCUUGUGAAUCAAAGCUAUUAAUUGGAGCAUCAACAAGUGGAACUAAUGUAAGUCGAGAUGAAUAUGCUCGUGUUAAUAUUCGUGGUAAUCAUGCAUUUUCUCUUCUGGCUGCUCAUGCUCUUGUUAAUGAUACUUCACGAUUUGUACUCAUUCGUGAUCCCCAUUCACGUUCACGUUAUACAGAAGAUCUUAUUACUGAACCUAUUCUCGAACAGUUACGUUUAGUUAAUCCUACACAUCGAUCUACUGGUGCUUUUUGGAUAUCAUGGCCUCGAUUUCUUCAUUAUUUUUCAUCAAUAACCAUAUCAUGUUACAAUAGUAAUCAUUUCGAUAUACGUCAACAGGGUCAAUUUACCGAAUCAGCUACACAACCCAUUUCAGCUUAUUGUUUUCAUGUACCAGAAACAUCUUUAAUCAAUAUAAGUUUGUUAUAUCAUCGCCAUAGUCGAACAACACAUUCUACUCAUACACAAUCAUUUGUUUUGUGUGAUAUUGACGAAUCUGAUUCGUUUAAUAGUGUCGGAAAGCGAGAAAGUAUCUUAAUAUGUAGACAUAGACGAUAUACGUAUUGGACAGGAUUAUUACGCGCUGGUUCUUAUGUACUUGUACCUUUUUCAAUUAGCUUUUGGGGAACAACUGGAAAAAAUCGAGAUUAUACAGUUGUUAUUCAUUCUAGUGUUCAACUUGAUUUAACAAUUAAAAAUAAACGACCAACAUUUCUAGCUGAUUGUCUUAUUGCAGCUGUCAUGAAAACUAAUCAUAUGAAGAAGCAAGAAAACGACGGCGUCUUUUAUAUAACAUCAAGUAAACUUGGAUUAAAACUAUUCAUUGCUGAGAAUUUAUCAGCAAAAAAUUAUCUAAAUUUGGAUAUUGAUGUAUUAAUAGCAGAAAAUGUUCGUCAUUCUCGUUUUUCUCAACCUCCUUUCCAUACUCGUGAUUGUAUUCCACCACGAUAUCGUCAAUUGGUAUUUAUUACAGAAUGGACUGAUAAACGAAGUGGAUCGGCUCAAUUAAGUUAUUCAUAUUCAUGUAAACAUGAUACUCAAAUGAGUAAUACAAUACCACCAAUUAAAACUGUUCGACAUGAUCUUCAUUCACCACGAGCAUUUUAA
This is a messenger RNA of Adineta steineri, 2094 nucleotides long. The record is from the annotation of a GenBank genome assembly. Lineage: Eukaryota; Metazoa; Rotifera; Eurotatoria; Adinetida; Adinetidae.